Molecule: messenger RNA, 3214 nt
Organism: Rhipicephalus sanguineus (brown dog tick)
Lineage: Eukaryota; Metazoa; Arthropoda; Arachnida; Ixodida; Ixodidae
Exons: 11
Coding region: 56-1912 (618 amino acids)
Cellular component (GO): membrane
Molecular function (GO): phosphatidylinositol bisphosphate binding
Source: RefSeq, a predicted model, not a curated record
CGAGGAGGACUCGACGCCAAGCGACCGAGGCGUCGCCCCCAAAGUAGGAGGCGACAUGACAGCAGACCUCGAAGAAAUGGCCAGGCGCGAGCUUGGAGAAACGCCCGAAGUGAAAGCAAAGUCUAUUGAGACGCUGCGCAGGCUCCUUUCUGAGGAGCCCUGGCUGGAGUGUCCCACGGACGAGGAGUUUUUGGUGAAGUUCCUGCGUGCCCGCAAGUACGACGUGGAGGAGGCCCUCAAGAACAUCAGAAAGUAUUUCCGAGUCAAGCAGGAGACGCGGGAGAUGUUUGACAACUUGAACCCGUAUUCGGUUCCUUUCGACUCCACAUGUCGAGAGCACCGCUUAGUCACAGUGUCCCGGCAGAGGGAUUCACUCGGAAGGGGAGUGGUGCUCUUGAGAUUAGGCGCAUGGAACAGCGGGAUGUGCUCCCUCAUCGACUACUUCCGUGUCAGCCUGGUUCAGGUCGAGUGGCUGCUCUUUCAGCAGGAUGUACAGAUCCGAGGCGUCGUGUUCGUGCUCGACUUCAAAGGUCUGAGCGUGUACCACAUUACGCAGUACACUCCGUACUUCAUGAGCAAGCUACUGUACCUGAUGCAGGACUGUUAUCCGAUUCGAGUCAAAGCCCUCUACGUAACCCACAACCCAGCAUUAUUUGACAUACUUUUCGCCGCAGCGAAGCGCUUUAUGAAGCCCAAAUUGCUCCAAAGGGUUCGUCUCCUAGGACACGACUUGGAAAAGUUACAUAGUCUGCUUCCUGCGGACGUAAUACCCAAGGAGGCCGGUGGAACGCUCGAAUUGUACGAUUACGACAAACUCGAGAAGGACCUGCAAAGUAAAGCGAAGUUCUUCGAUGACAUCAGCCGCUACGGCUACCGCAACAAGCCAGGCCGACGUAACAGAUGCUGUGAAGUCGUUGCGAUCCCAUUAAGGAAUUUUCGGAUGUCUUGCGUCGCGGUGACCCAAAGUAGCGAAGAAAGCGAGGACAUCGUCGACACCGUGCCAAUGGCAAACGGAACGAAUGGCAUGGAAUGUGAAGCCUUUAACAACUGGAAGUGCUCAAGCUAUCUCGCCCAAGAGGAUGUAACGGAAACGCCUGAAAUAAGACAGAAAGCUCUGAAACGGCUGCGUGAGCUCAUUGCAGGUGAACGACAUCUCCACAUGACUGCGGACGACGAAGUCCUCCUGAAGUUUUUGCGAGCCCGGAAGUUCAGCGCGGACCGAGCUUUCAAGGUCGUCAAGAACUACUUCAAAGUCCGGCGAGACAAUCCACAGAUGCUGGAUGACCUCAGUCCAAGCCGCAUUCCAUUCGACAGCGCCUGCCGAAAGCACGGACUGGUGACGGUGUCUCGCAGCAGCGAUCCCCUCGGACGGGGCGCUGUGAUACUCAGAUUCGGAGCCUGGAACACAGAUGUGUGCUCGCUGAACGACUACUUCAGAGUAUGCAUAGUGCAUGCCAUGCACCUUAUCCAUCAGGAACAGUUCCAAGUCAAAGGCGUCGUUGUAGUCUUAGACCUGAAGGGUCUCGGCGUCUACCAUGUGGCCCAUUACACACCGUAUAACAUACGAACGUUCUUCAGUCUCGUACAGGACUGCUUUCCCCUGCGGAUCAAAGGAGUGUACAUCAUUAACAGUCCGGCGAUAUUUGAGCUCUUCUUCGCUAUCGCCAAGUGUUUCAUGAAGGCGAAACUGAUGCGAAGGAUACGCUUCAUCGGCAACAUCGACAAACUGCACGGCCUCGUUCCUGAUGACGUCAUUCCAGAGGAGCUCGGAGGCACGAACGAAAGCUACGACUACGACGUCAUGGAGGAGGAUCUGCUACAGGAGGAGGAAUUUUUCCGAAACGUGAACUCUUACGGGUAUCGGAAGAAGUCAAAGACAAUGUUUGAACACAGUGUCGUACGAGACAUAUAGAAUGCUUUUAACGGAUGCGUACAUUAUGAAUAUAGAGCUGGAUUUGGCAAAGGCGACUUAGUGAACGAUCAACUUUAGGAAAAAACGUGAACACACUGCCUUGUAGUUGCUAAAGCACUGGACUAAGUCAUCUCUGAUCUCUGUGAACUUCAUUGUGAUAUGCACACACUUAGCUGAAAAAAAGUUAGAGCAAACUCAUAGCUAGCCACAUUUCGUUGCUGACGACAGUCGAAAAGAAAACAUGGCACCUCUCGGUUUGUACAGAUCUUAGUAUUCGCAAUUUGACCACUAUCGUGAAUAAGAGACCUGCACGUAUGCCGAAACGCUUUUUUUUGUUUUUUUUUUAUAUUGGUCCGUGACCUGUUCUACUAAUCAAGACUGACCUGGCGGUGUUCCGUCGAACUGUUUACUAUUCAAAUAGUUACGUGACUAGAGUAAUCUUGUGUUGACCGCAAUCUCUGUAGUAACCACAGAAAACAAGCAAGAGAAAAUGUACUGUAGUCAUCGAGGGGUACACAUUUCUGAGAUAGCUGCCUUGAUACUGCUGCGAGCAUAGUGCGCAAGUGGUGCGCACUAUUGCCACAGCAAUAACAUUAUGGUCAUACCAGUCAGAACUAGAAUGGUCUCUCUUAAUAGCGUUCAUCGGAAAUUGGAGUUACACAUCUGGCCAAGCAAAUACAAUAAAUUCGUCUUUUAUCCGUUAAUCCACGGCACUCCUCUGAAAUGCAGCUUCGUGGCAACUCCAAGUGCAACAUGAAGUGCGAACCACGCCUCAUUCCUUAGAAGCAUUUAACGCUGUCAGAAGGCUGGCUCAUCCUUAUCAAAAGCCACUGCACAGAACAAUAUUAGUAGGUUGCAAUAAACGUCUGUUUCGUACAUAUCCUACUAAUUUGGAGCUGGAGUUUGCACGUCUCUUCAGAAGGUCGCAUUAUACGGUUACCUUUAUGAAAACUCACUUAAGUGAACGUUAUAGGAAGGAUGGUAUUUCGUAUCCACGUUUAAGGACGUUGAGCCUUCGUUUCUUCGUUUCUUUAUUAACCUGUAAUCAUUAUUAAUAUGAGAGGCAGCUUGGGCAACAAAGCCGACGAGGCACGACCUUCAGGCUCCUUUUCCUUUCGAUCAGCGUGCACUUUAGUUCCAUGCAUUCACUUUUUUGUCCAACAAUACGGUUAACAAACGCCGUGUAACUAUGACUACUUAUCAUUCGCAAACGCUUUCAUUUUUUACGAAAACCUGUCAAUUUCAUUAAAUGCAUUAAGAUUUCCCCAAAACUUUCCUUUUUUUUUCUUAAUUCAGGAGGAU